AAAAUAGGUUAACAGAAAUACUGUCAAAUAUUCUUAAGAGAUGAGAAUGAUCAUUGAUGUAAUUGCCUGCUAGUACUGGUAGUCGUAUCCACAGAUUACAUUUUAUAUACACUAGUUUGCUAGUUUGGACUUUAAACUUUGAUCAGAGGAAAAAUAGAUAUUUCUUAUUAAAUGUUAUUAGAAUAAAAUCAAAAAUGUCACAGCCACAAAGAAGGGCGGUUUUGAACCUUUACAAAACGCUGUUAUUUUUAGGAAGAGAUUGGCCACAGGGUUACGAAUUAUUUAGAAAACGUUUACAUAAUGUUUUUCUUAGAAAUAGUGAGGAAACUGAUUCAAACAAAAUUGAUAUGAUGUUGAAACAUGGUCAAUUCGUCGUUAAGGAAAUAGAAGCUCUUUAUAAGUUGAAAAAGUACAGAGCAAUGAAACGAAGAUAUUAUGAUGACAAUUAACUUUAACAUAAUGUUUCACGGUAUGUACAUGUUGUUUCUUAAAUAUGAUUAAAAUUCAUCGCUUCUAAAUGCUGCAUAUGUAAAUUUAUACAAAAAUAAAAUUAAUACUAAGGUAAUGAAAGGGAUUAAUUUUAAGAUGUCAAUUAUAUCAAUAAAAAUAUAUGUAAGAUAAUUCUUAGAAGUGAAAAAAUAUAUAUAAUUUUGGCUUUUAAAAAUGUGAUAGUAAAUAAAUGGAUGUAUUAAAUAAUUUAUCUAUUCUUAUUGUUUUAUUAAAUGUAUAUGGGAAAGAAAUAGACUUUGUUUGUAAAUUUUUAUAUAUGAAAUGUGAUAUAUGUUGGCUAUAGAUCACGAGCAUAUGUUCAACGUUCUAUAUUCAAAAAUUUUAGAAUUUUAUGAAUUAAAUAAAUAAAACUAAAAACAUCUAUGUAUUUUUGUAUUAUAGAUUUUUUUAUAAUUCACAGUACAUUAUCAUUUUAAACUAGAUUAAAUAAUAACAGUAUACUAAAAGAUGUCUAACUUUAAAUAAAUCAUAACAAUAUUAUAAGACAUUUGUUUUAUUUAACUGGCGAGUGAUAUGAUAGUUUUGUUGAUGAGUUUCAUGAUUUUAUCAUUAUGUACAUAUGAUUCUUGACAUUAUGAAUUCAGUUAUAUGAGAAAUCAUCACUUUUUCUGGUUGAUAAUCACUUUAUAUUUAAUUUUGUUAAGAUAAAAAUACUGAUUAUCACAAAUACAACAUUUUUGUCAAAAUA
Molecule: messenger RNA, 1198 nt
Organism: Vanessa tameamea
Lineage: Eukaryota; Metazoa; Arthropoda; Insecta; Lepidoptera; Nymphalidae
Gene: osi
Product: electron transfer flavoprotein regulatory factor 1
Exons: 2
Coding region: 195-449 (84 amino acids)
Biological process (GO): respiratory electron transport chain
Cellular component (GO): mitochondrion
Source: RefSeq, a predicted model, not a curated record